This is a messenger RNA of Pogoniulus pusillus (Red-fronted tinkerbird), 1235 nucleotides long. Its product is annotated as C-C chemokine receptor type 8-like. The record is from RefSeq and is a predicted model, not a curated record. Gene Ontology annotation, molecular function: C-C chemokine receptor activity; C-C chemokine binding. NCBI's taxonomy places the organism in Eukaryota, Metazoa, Chordata, Aves, Piciformes, Lybiidae. Gene Ontology annotation, biological process: calcium-mediated signaling; cell chemotaxis; immune response. The transcript has a single exon. Gene Ontology annotation, cellular component: external side of plasma membrane; membrane. The coding region runs from base 1 to 1053 and encodes 350 amino acids.
AUGCAUCCCACGAGCCAGUUCCUUGGCACCACAGAGUAUGACUACGGCUACGAUGCAAACACUGCUCCGUGCCACGAAGGGAACAGCUUUCACAAGUUCAGAUCCUUCUUCCUGCCCAUCCUUUACUGCCUUCUGUUUGUCUUCUGUCUUCUGGGGAACUCCUUGGUCCUCUGGGUUCUCCUGACCAGGAAGAGGUUGAUGACAAUGACCGACAUCUGCCUGCUGAACCUCGCAGCCUCCGACCUUCUCUUCGUGGUGCCUCUGCCCUUCCAAGCACACUACGCCUCGGAGCAGUGGGUUUUUGGCAACGCGAUGUGCAAGGCCAUGGCUGGCAUCUACUACACAGGCUUCUACAGUGGCAUUUUCUUCAUCACCCUCAUGAGCAUAGACAGGUACAUAGCAAUUGUCCACGCGGUCUACGCCAUGCGGGUCCGCACUGCCUCCUGCGGUGCCGUGAUCAGUUUAAUCCUGUGGCUGGUGGCUGCCUUGGCUUCUGUGCCCAACGUCCUGUUCAACCAGCAGCUUGAGAUCGAGCAGUCUCUGCAGUGUGUCCCCACCUAUCCCCCGGGUGACAACACCUGGAAGGUUGCUUCUCAGUUUGCAGUCAAUGUCCUAGGCCUCUUGCUUCCCCUUAGCAUCCUCAUUUACUGCUACGCCCAGAUACUGAAAAACCUCCAAAAAUGCAAGAACCGGAGCAAGGUCAAGGCCAUCAAGAUGAUUUUCAUCAUUGUCAUCGUCUUCUUCCUCUUCUGGACACCCUUCAACAUCGUGCUGUUCCUGGACUCCCUGCAGAGCCUGCACAUCAUCGACGACUGCAAGGCCAGCUCCCGCAUAGCGCUGGCGCUGCAGCUGACGGAAACCGUCUCCUUCGUGCACAGCUGCCUCAACCCGCUCAUCUACGCCUUCGCCGGAGUCACCUUCAAGGCCCACCUUAAGGAGCUGCUUCGGUCCUGUGCCCGUGCCCUGCCCAGCUCGCUCAGAGGGGUGGGGGCUGCCCAGUCCUUUUCCCCACCCACCCAGCUCUCGGGCUGCUCCGACAGCGAGUUCCUGUGAGCCCACCCCAGCUGCCCUCUUCGGGUGUGAGCGGCUGGCCUGAGCUCCAACACGGCCCCGGGGGUGUGCGUCGUCCUCCCGAGGGGAGCAGCAAAGCUGUGCCUGCUUCUGGCACCCCCUGCAGCCUGGCACAGUAAGUGCCACUGCCGGUGCCCCAGAGCACCGGUGCCUUCCUAAGAUGG